Populus trichocarpa (black cottonwood) is the source of this 1272-nucleotide messenger RNA. RefSeq names its product ras-related protein RABC2a. Lineage: Eukaryota; Viridiplantae; Streptophyta; Magnoliopsida; Malpighiales; Salicaceae. The record is from RefSeq and is a predicted model, not a curated record. Gene Ontology annotation, molecular function: GTP binding; GTPase activity. The transcript has 6 exons. Bases 374 to 1015 code for a protein of 213 amino acids.
UUGGUGUCAGGUGUUUCUCUUACUCUCCAGCGAGUUAGCCGUUUUCUUUAGCUUCACUCUCUUUCUUAAAAGAAAACAUCGAUGCCAUUACUUUUCUUUCCUCCUUUUCUCUCCUUAAUCCCCCCCUACACAUAUAGCACGCUCAUUUCUUUCUCUUUCGCUCUGUACUUAUUAAGAGAGAGGGGAAAAAAAUAAGCCCAACAGCCCUGAUCAUCAUUACAGACAACGCAGACACAGUCUAGAUUAUUGCCGAAAAGGGAAUUUUUAGUUCAAAAUUGUCCUGAAACAAAGUGUAGAUAGCACUAAAUAAAAAGAAAAGAAAAGGAGAGAGAGACGGUAAAGGGUUUUGAUAUCUUGGAUUGGAAGAAUAAGAAUGGGAUCAUCUUCAGGGCAAAGCAGUGGAUCAUAUGAUCUAUCAUUCAAGAUCUUGUUGAUCGGUGAUUCUGGGGUUGGCAAAAGCAGUCUUCUUGUCAGUUUCAUUUCCAGUUCCAUUGAGGAUAUUGCACCAACCAUUGGUGUGGAUUUUAAGAUCAAGCAGCUAACAGUAGGAGGAAAGCGAUUGAAGCUGACAAUUUGGGAUACAGCUGGACAGGAGAGAUUCAGAACACUGACUAGUUCUUACUACAGAAAUGCCCAAGGGAUCAUUCUUGUUUAUGAUGUGACAAGGAGAGAAACCUUCACGAACUUAUCAGAUGUGUGGACUAAAGAAGUUGACCUUUACUCCACAAAUCAGGAUUGUGUCAAGAUGCUUGUAGGAAAUAAAGUUGAUAAAGAUUCUGAAAGGGACGUAACUAGAGACGAGGGGAUGUCUCUUGCUAAAGAGCAUGGAUGUACGUUUCUUGAAUGUAGUGCUAAAACUAGACAAAAUGUGGAGCAAUGCUUUGAAGAGCUGGCAUUGAAGAUAAUGGAGGUCCCUAGUCUUAUGGAAGAAGGAUCUACGGCAGUGAAGAGAAACAUUUUAAAGCAGAAACCAGAUCAGCAUCCACCUUCGAGUGGUGGUGGCUGUUGCUCUUAAAGGCUGCAGCAGAAGGCCUCUCUAUAUGAGAAGCAUGACUUACAUAUCAAUAAAAGUCACAAGUAGCACUGCUGAUGGCGCAUGUACAAUGAAUUUCCACCUUAACAAAUCAUGGACAUAUCGUGUAUAUGAUAAUUGCUUUCCUUGUUUCUUUGUGUUUGUACUGUUCCUGUUGUCAAUGAGUUGCCUUGAUCACUAUUGUACCAUCUCAUUCUGGGAAUUCAGGCACUGAAAUAACAUAUAUUAGCUUGUGUAAA